AUGACUGAGGUUGUCUCUAGCACCCGCGGACCUCUUGGGGGGAAACUAGGUUCAGCGGUUUUCGAAGAAAUUCAACUGUUAUGGAGCGUCAAGGGUGACCAAGACAAGCUCAAGAACUUGCUAGAGAUGAUCGAGAAGGUGAUCACCGAUGCUGAGCAGAAGCAAACAACAGAUGAAGCUGUGAAGCAUUGGCUGUCAAAGCUUAAAGACUUUUGUUAUGAUGCUGAGGACGUGCUAGAUGAAUUCGCAGCCGAGGCCUUGCGGGGGCGAGCAAGGCUGACUGAACAUUUGACCCUUAAAAGGAAGGUACGCUACUGGUUCUCGUGGCUAUCUAACUUAAUUUUCCAAUUUAAGAUGGCGCACAAAAUGAAGGAAUUGAGGGAGAGACUUCAUGGGAUCAAUGAAGAGAAAAAUGUGCUCCACUUGUCAAGUAAUGUUCCUGACAAAAGUAUAGUUCAACGGAAGGAAACUCAUUCUUUUGUGCUUGUGUCAAAUGUGAUUGGAAGAAACAAAGACAAGCAGAGGAUAAUAGAGCUGUUGAUGAGAACAGAUGAUGACGGAGCUGGUAAGAUUGGUGUCAUUCCAAUUAUUGGAAUAGGAGGUAUUGGAAAGACGACUCUUGCUAAAUGGGUUUACAUGGAUGAUAGGAUAAGCAAGCAUUUUGAUAUCAAAGUUUGGUUAUCCAUGUCAGUUGAUUUUGAAGUUAAGAAGAUAAUAAGAGACAUCAUUGAGUCCCUUAGUGAGGAAGCCAAAUGUGACAGUUGGAGCCUUGAAAAGCUGCAAAAUCACUUAAGAAGUGUUGUGGAGAACAAAAGGUGUUUGUUUGUAAUGGACGAUGUGUGGGAAGUGAGUAAAGAGGACUGGAAAGGAUUGAUAGAUUUGUUAGAAGUGCCCCCCUAA
Molecule: messenger RNA, 900 nt
Organism: Eucalyptus grandis
Lineage: Eukaryota; Viridiplantae; Streptophyta; Magnoliopsida; Myrtales; Myrtaceae
Product: disease resistance protein RGA2-like
Exons: 2
Coding region: 1-900 (299 amino acids)
Molecular function (GO): ADP binding
Source: RefSeq, a predicted model, not a curated record